GUUCUACACUAUUAUUUGUACAGUAAAUUAUGAUGGUGAAUGUGACUGCAAGAGAUGCCAAAUGUCUUCCAUCAACUGAUGAGGAUGAAGACAUGGAUUUGGAUUUGUAUAGUGAUCUGGAGAGUCUUGUUCUCAACCAGGACUUUAGUCAUAAAGUCAAUCCUUUAGACAUCAUAACUGCACUCUUCCUUUGCUCAGACAGUUUUCUUCAACAAGAGAUUGCCUUGAAAAUGUCUAUGUGCCAGUUCUCUGUGCCUUUACUGUUUCCUAAUUGUGACACACAGCAGAGCAUGCUCAUGCUUUGGGCCUUAAGAGAUAUUGUGAAGAAAUACAGACCACACUCCUUGUCUGAUCCAAGAGGGUUUGUAGAAGAAAGGAUCAUUCUAGCAGACUUACCCUUAGUGUCCUUUGUAAGACUUGGAGACUGCAGCAUUUCUAAAUCUCAAAUCUUGAACAAACUGCUCAGUAAUCCACAGCAAUAUCAUGACACAUUUGUGCACCAUGACAUGGACUGUGGAGACAUCCCAAGAAAAAUAUCAGAUGGUUUGGUGGAGAUCAGCUGGUACUUACCUUGUGGAAAUAAAAACAUAGACAUCUUCCCAGAACCUGUGGCUAUUGCAAACCUAAGAGGGGACAUAAGUACAUUUGAGACUCAGUACUCAUUUCUUUGUCAGAUUUCUACAGCAGUUUUUGUGUUCUUUGACAAUUUUGACACAAACCAUCAGCUACUCACCAAUACACAUGUAAAAGCACAGUUGUUUUUGGUGGGUAAUGCACUCACCAAAGCCUUCAACCUGGAUUUGUUGAAAAGAACAGCUGCUGCACUGAACGUGACAAAAAGCAACAUCAUUCUAAAGAACAAACAAAACGAUGCAGAUUUUGUCAAGAAUCUGUGUUGUGCUGUGAGUGAUGUUGUUAAAAAGAAGUCUGUGACUGUACAACUUGAGAUGAUGACCACAGUUGCACACGAUUUAGGAAUUUCGAUUGAUGAAGACAAUAAGGAGUGCCAAAAUGCAAAAGAAAAUGCAAAGGCAAUUACUAGCAUGAUACAGGACACACUAAAGUUUAAGGAAGAACAUCUCCCUUUGCAGGGUGAGAUGUGGAAGAAACUGGGAAAAAUAGAGAAAGAGGAGUGUAGGCUUCGUAAAGCUGGGCAUAAGAACAUUCAGAUGUAUAAAGGUGAACUUGCUGAACAGAAGAUGGAACUCAGGAAGCAGCAAAGCAGCUAUGAAAUGUCAGAAGCCAUGUCCUGCUUCAUAAGUGCACUGUCAAGUUCCACUCUUGAGAGAUCCUUCUUCCUGAAAUGGAUGCGAAUGUAUUUGGACAAUUUAUACCGCAAGAAACUAUCCGAUCUUAGAGAACAGUACAAAAAGAAAUGUCAACAAUCUUCUGAGAAGAAGGAUGAGAUUGCAGAACUUGACAGGCAGAUCUCAAACAGUGCUUUAGGAAUUGAACACUUUUUGAGGGAAAUGGGUCAGCUAUAUGAAGCUGCUGUCUCCCUACCAGAAAAUCUACAAUCACGACAACAAAUGCUACAUUUACCCAAACUGUGUGCCGAGCUCCUGUUACAGGGAUUCCCUCUUGAACUAGUUGAUGGAGAUGCUUCAAAUAUACCACUAAGGUGGAUUAGUGAUGUACUGAAAGAGCUGAAUACUUUAGUGCAAACUAAGAAGAAGAUCAUGGUAGUCACAGUAUUAGGAGUGCAGAGCACAGGAAAGUCUACCCUACUAAACACCAUGUUUGGGGUUCAGUUUGCAGUCAGCAGUGGAAGAUGCACACGAGGAGCGUUCAUGUUGAUGAUCAAAGUCACAGACAGCUUCAGAGAAGUACUUAACUGUGAUCAUUUAGUGAUCAUUGACACUGAGGGACUGAAAUCGCCUGAGCUGGCACAGCUAGAUGACAGCUAUGAACAUGACAAUGAACUGGCUACACUUGUUGUUGGACUGAGUGACAUUACCAUCAUCAACAUUGCCAUGGAGAACUCUACAGAAAUGAAGGACAUUCUGCAGAUUGUGGUGCAUGCAUUCCUCAGGAUGAAGGAAGUAGGCAAAAAACCCAUGUGUGCAUUCGUACAUCAGAAUGUAGCUGAUGUCUCAGCACAUGACAAAAACAUGAGAGACAGGAAGCUUCUCUUAGAGCAGCUGAAUGAGAUGACUGAGGCAGCAGCCAAGAUGGAAAACAAAGAAAUGUACAAGAAGUUUACUGAUGUAAUGGAGUAUGAUCCAGAGACUGGUAACUGGUAUAUACCUGGGCUCUGGCAUGGAAACCCACCAAUGGCACCAGUGAAUGCAGGCUACUCUGAAACUGUCUAUGACUUCAAAAAGAGCAUGAUAAACAUUCUUGUAAACAAAAAUAUAUCUACCACAAACAACAUUGAAGAAUUUUUGGAGUGGACAAAAAGCUUAUGGAAUGCAGUAAAAUAUGAAAAUUUCAUAUUCAGCUUUAGGAACAGCUUGGUAGCUGAUGCAUACAUGAAGCUGUGCACUGAAUUCCAUAAAUGGGAAUGGUCUUUCAAAAAGGACAUGUAUAAGUGGUUAACAUCUGCUGAAACCAGAGUGUCCAAUUUUGAGAUCAUGAAAUCACAAUCUGACAAGACAAACCUACAAGAUUUACUGAGGACCCUGAAAGACGAGGCCUCCUUAGAACUUGAUAAAUGGGAAACGACCAUCGUGGAAAACCUCAGCAAAUACUUUGAGCAAACAGAGGGUCAUGUCUAUCUUGUGGAUAAGUACAAAGAAGACUUUGUAAACAGUGCAAAAUCCCUCAGGAAGGAAACAGAAAACUCAGUGUUGAAUAAAAUAGAGGCAAUUAUUGCAAUUAACAGGAAAAAUAAUUUGGACAACAUCAAGAAAACACAUACUGACAGAAUGGAAAAGAAAGUCCUCAAACUUCUGGAGGAUCUCUGGAAAAACAGCCAUUCAGAAAGUAUGUCUGAAGAGAAGCUCAACAACAUCUUUGAAAGCAUGUGGCAGGAAACACUGGAAGAAUUGUCAUUUAAAGGCUUGAGGAGACAAACAAUAUCUGACAGUGUUUUUAACCAGUUACGAAUGAACAUGAAACAAAAGGGAAGCUCUGUCUUUGAAAAGUUAAAUGAAGUGAAUCUGGAUCAAUACGGCAAAGAGAAGUUCAUUGUUACACCAGACAAUUUGUUUAAAAAAGCUGUUGAAUAUGUGCAGAUUUAUAAAUUUGAUCAAACAGUGAGACUGCAAGAGAUGUCAGACAGUGUCAUUGACACAAGUAUGCAAUUAAUUAAUGACAAGAAAGAGGGAAAAUCAGAUUACCAUGACACCUACAUUCAGGAGAUCCUACAAAUAAUUGAUACAAAAUUGACGUCAUUAAAGAAAUGGAAAUUUUCUGCUGAAUUUGAACUCUCUCUGAAGCUGCACAUUUGUGCUAUUUCUGCAAGAGAAUUCCAGGCCAUGCAUGACAGUUUUAUUGAAGAGAACGACCCACGCAGAUGCCUCAAGCAAUUCAAAGAGAAGUACCGUGCUGAUUUCAAAGAUCUGUUCAGUAAUCGUGAUCAGUGUCAGAGGAAGGCUGCAGAAUUCGUAAAACUCUGCCUGAGCCCUGCAGUUGAGACAUUCAUCUGUAACUCACUGGGACUAGACAUUACUGAUACAAUGCUACAAGGGGAAAAUGCAUUUCAAUUCAGCACACGUUCAUUUUUUCAGUACUCUAUAUUAAAACAACUUCUGGAUGACAAUAAUUUUGAGAACUAUGUGGCCUACAUACGAUCAUAUGAACGCUUUGUUAAGGAGUGGAUAUUAAAACAGAUUGAAGAUAGAUUUUCUAAAGGAAACAAACUAUUUGAGUUGGAAGAACAGCAUCUCAAAGGAGCUACUAUGGACAUAAAAGAGGCCAUCAGAAAAGCACAACAGGAGACAGAUGAAAAUGACAGCUUAAAGGGAUUGAUUAAGAACAUUUGCAGAGAGCUUGGAAAAAAACUUGUCAUUCCAAAUGAUGUCUUGGAAGCAGUCAUGGUUUUGAACAAUGUCAAACAGGAGCAAUUUGCCCACUGGCUCACACAGUCUGUGGAGGAAAUGGAAGGAUCACUGAAGACUAAGUUUGAGAAUGAUGACAUUCAUAGCAAACUGAAAACACUCAAAAUCAAACCCCAGGAUGAGCUGUUCAAGAGUGUAUUUUGCUGUGGGAAACAGUGUCCAUUCUGCAAAGCACCAUGUGAAGCAGGAGGAGAAGCUCAUACACAUCACACUGCUUCUGUACACAGACCUCAAGGACUUGGUUUAUACAGGGAUGUGAGCUCAGAGAAAUUAGUCACUGACAUUUGUUCCAGUGAUGUGAACAGUGACAAAAAGUUCAGAUGCCUAGAGACCAAACAUGAGUUCCAUCCUUACAAGAAAUACAGGGAGAUCUUUCCAGACUGGCACAUCCCUGCAGAUCCCAGCAUACAGGCCUCAGACUACUGGAAAAAUGUGAUGGCAAAAUUUAAUGAUCAGUUUGCAGAAGUGUAUAAAGCAAAACCUGCAGAUAUUCCCCCAGUGUGGAAAAUUAUCACAAAGCAACAAGCAGAAAAAAGUUUGAAGGAGUGUUUUAGUAUCCAGUAA
Messenger RNA from Hemibagrus wyckioides, 4565 nucleotides. RefSeq names its product up-regulator of cell proliferation-like. NCBI's taxonomy places the organism in Eukaryota, Metazoa, Chordata, Actinopteri, Siluriformes, Bagridae. The record is from RefSeq and is a predicted model, not a curated record. Gene Ontology annotation, molecular function: GTP binding.